Messenger RNA from Hypomesus transpacificus, 3336 nucleotides. RefSeq names its product inositol-tetrakisphosphate 1-kinase b (gene itpk1b). Gene Ontology annotation, molecular function: ATP binding; inositol-1,3,4-trisphosphate 5-kinase activity; inositol-1,3,4-trisphosphate 6-kinase activity. The record is from RefSeq and is a predicted model, not a curated record. Gene Ontology annotation, cellular component: cytoplasm. The transcript has 11 exons. Gene Ontology annotation, biological process: inositol trisphosphate metabolic process. Lineage: Eukaryota; Metazoa; Chordata; Actinopteri; Osmeriformes; Osmeridae. Bases 358 to 1551 code for a protein of 397 amino acids.
UAGCCAGUGCUACGGUGUGCAGUUGUGGGUGUAGGAUGCACUCACUACGGUUACUUCUCUGAUGAGCACGAGACAUCGGAGGUUAGGUUAAUGCGCGUUCGUGAAAAUACCAGUGUUGGGUACCGCUUUUGAAGCUGUUUUAAUCAUCAUCUGUGUUACUUUUGACAAAUAAAUAAUUACCCGUUAGCCGAAUGGACAACUAUCAAGUCAGCUAGCCUGGUUGCUAUCCUGAAGAGGACAACGAAAUUCAAGAAGGAAAUGUGUUAACUGGAGAGUGAGACAACGGUUUCCUGUUUUCGCCCGAGUCCAGGUUGAAUCCACAGUCACAUCUGGAUUGAGAGCACAAGAGACGUGGAGAUGCAGACGUUUAUGAAAGGCAAGAGAGUGGGCUAUUGGCUCAGCGAGAAAAAAACGAAGAAGCUGAAUUUUCAGGCGUUUGCAGACAUGUGCAGGAAAAGGGGGAUCGAGGUGGUCCAGCUGGACCUGAGCCUGCCCCUGGAGGAGCAAGGCCCUCUGGACGUCAUCAUCCACAAGCUGACUGACCUCAUCCUGGAAGCGGAUCAGAACGACAUGCAGGCUGUCCUGCUGGUGCAGAGAGUACAGGACUACAUCGAGGCCCACCCUGAGACCAUAGUUCUGGACCCUCUACCAGCCAUCAGGACCCUGCUGGACCGCUGCAAGUCCUACCAGCUCAUCCACAGGAUAGAGGACUGCAUGCAAGAUGACAGGAUCUGCUCUCCUCCCUUCAUGGUUCUGAACACAGACUGUGGUCCAGAUACUCUGCAGCAGAUUCAGAAGCAUGGACUAACAUUCCCCUUCAUUUGCAAAACACGUGUAGCACACGGAACUAACUCCCACGAGAUGGCCAUCAUCUUCAGUGAGGACGACCUGAAGGACGUGCAGCCUCCCUGCGUGGUCCAGAGCUUCAUCAACCACAACGCCGUCCUCUACAAGGUGUUUGUGGUCGGGGAGUCCUACAGCGUGGUGGAGAGGCCCUCUCUCAAGAACUUCCCUGCUGGGCCUGCAGACAGGAAAGCUAUAUUCUUCAACAGCCACAACGUGUCCAAACCAGAGUCAUCCUGUGACCUGACGUCUAGAGACAAUGUAGAGGGCGUGUCCCAGCCUCCUAGCGAUGACGUCAUCAGGGAGGUGUCCCGCUCCCUGCGCCAGGCGCUCGGCGUGUCCUUGUUCGGUAUCGACGUCAUCAUCAACAACCAGACGGGUCAGCACGCCGUCAUCGACAUCAACGCAUUCCCAGGUUAUGAGGGCGUCUCCGAGUUCUUCAACGACCUCCUGACCCACAUCACCACCGUCCUCCAGGCCCACGCCCCAGACGGCCCCUCGGCCCCCACACAGGCCCCCAGCCCGGCGCCCGCUCCCCCAGCCUGCUGCAGCGUGCUGGGCAAGGAGGCUGGCGGCAGCCCCUGGAUCGUGGAGGGGGACGGAGGCCUGAAGGGGCCUCGCCAGAGACUGGGCUGCAACUCAGCCAUGUCCCCCAACUUCCAGCAGCACUGCGUCUCCACGAUAGCCACCAAAGCUUCCUCCCAGUGACUGCCCUGUUCAGCCCCCUCCACGUUCUGUCCCCACACCAAAACAGAUGACAUCGGUGACAAUAUUAAUGAAUAAUAGUCAUAAUAAUUAUGAUAUUAAUGAAUUAUAAUAUAUCUGUAAUCAAAAAAACAACUUUCCUAUGUAGAUAUUGAUGAUGAUGGUGAUUGGGUGUUGGAUCAUUUUAUUUUCUCUCUGCCUUUUUUUGUACUUUUCGGUUUAGUUUUAAUAAGACUUACAGUACUGUCAUGUGAACUUCUGGGAACUCUGCUUAAUUGCUGAUUUUGUUUGUGUGUGAAAUCGGAACAAGGCUAAGAGGUCCACAGGAGGAGGGAGGAGAGAAGACCCCAGGAAACUGGCUGCUUCACUUCCCUGUACCACACACGUGUACACACACAUAGAAACACACAUACAUACACACACGGACACACACAUACGGACCCACACACACACACAUUCUCACAACCUUGCCCAACAACCACAGGUGUGUGUGCAUUGUAAUAUAUCCCUCUGGGCUCAAUCUGAAACAGAGAGGAUCUGCAUCUGGCAUGUGGGUGAUGGCUGCUCUCACGCAGGAGCAAAUGAGCUUAUAAAGUUGUCAAGAUGACUAGAACUCAUGGUUAUGUUGGAUAAGAUGACAUGUCAUCACUGUUUACUUUCCUGUGUGCCAUCUAAGUAACAAGACUGUGUGUGUGCAGGGCUGGUGCAGGUCUGGUCCGGGUCUGGGCCAAACUGAAGACUCACGGCUACGCACGAACCGUCCUCUUACGUUUUAUAGUCUAGAGAUGUGUACCUCCAUGAUCUUGAGACCAAGUUCUGUUGACUUGAAGUGAUGUUUCUGGGCUUGUGAAGGGUUGGGAGGUGUUAGGGGGGGCAUGCUGCAGUUUCCAAUAGGCACAGCAGCAUCAGAUUCCAUUUCUCAUCUGUUAUCAAAUAAGAAUUUUCAGUAUUCCAAUGCUUAAAGGAAGUAAAGAAAUGACAAAACAACGUCCUGUGCCGUACAAGAAGUGAACGGACAGGUUUCAUUAGGUUUAGAUUAGAAAACAUUCUACAAAGAAAUGUAGAUUGCCAUUGUCCAUAGAGCAAUACCUUGUGUUAAAGUACGCUUCUCAAACACACAACUGUUCUAUACCAUUGAUGACUACACCCUGCUUGGGGAACAACCGUCUCUUGAUCUCUCUGUCGAAUCAAAACUGGGCCUUUAUAAAUACAGUGUGGUUAAUUAAUAUUGUUAAAAAAUGAUCUUUUUCCACUACAAGUAUUUGUAUAGUCGACGUAAUCAACAUAAAUAAUUAUUUUUGUUACCAUGAAAUGAGAUUCGGUUGUUUUGUUCAGUCUCAUGAACAUUCCAGUUGCAGUUAGACAGCUGGUACUAGUCGAGCCCUUAACUGCUAAUCUUCUAACUGGUUAACAGCAGAAAUUCAACAAGCUGUAAACAUCUUACUCUCCUGCUGUCAUUGUGUGCUUCGAGGUAUCACAGAUUUAGAAUUAGAGGUGGGAAAAUCCUAAUUCUUGUUCCCAAUGUUCACUGUGAGAUAUCCUUUUUUACUUCUAUUUUGUUAAUGUCUUCGUCCUUACGUCUACUAAGAGCAACAAUUUAUUUUAUUGAGAUUUUAUGGGAAAAGUGAUUUUUUAUAUAAACAGCGAGUGAUUAUUUGAACAAACGGUGGAUUUAUGUCGGGGAAAGAGUGAAUUGGAGAGUCCGGUUGAAUGGGUAAACAUCUACAGAACUGUUACAGGACGGAGUAGCCUUUGUGUGCCUAGAUGUACACAGGACAAGGUUUAGAG